This is a messenger RNA of Podospora pseudocomata, 969 nucleotides long. RefSeq lists its product as uncharacterized. The coding region runs from base 1 to 804 and encodes 267 amino acids. Lineage: Eukaryota; Fungi; Ascomycota; Sordariomycetes; Sordariales; Podosporaceae. The record is from RefSeq and is a predicted model, not a curated record. The transcript has 3 exons.
AUGGCCUUCUUUGCCGAUGUGGGAGGCUUCGUGUUCGAAGCGGCAGCCAGUGGCCCCUUUCCCCUGAACGCCAAGCAACUUCACUGGUUAGUUGUUAACAACCAUAUCGAAGAUCCCGAAACCGAUGUCGUCGAGAUCUGGUACAAGUCAAAACAGGACCGGUUUGCACGCCUCAUCACAUCCUUCCAGGUUAGCUACACAAUCAUACACGCGAUUGGUCGGGCCGGACAGCGACUGGCUAUCACGACGCUCGAGUUGAACACUAUGGACAUCGUGGUAUGCUCUCUGAUGACUGCUUACGCUUGGCUUCACAAGCGGGCCGAUGUCAGGACACCGAUAAGGCUUGCGACAAGAACAGCGAUCGGCGAUAUUACGGGCGAUCGGCCAUGGAGAACCACACCAAUAGAUUUCAUCGAUGAGAACGGUCCGGGCCGGACACUCAAUGUCCAACCGUUCAUGAAAAUGCCAGUGAUCCCGCCCGACCAGCCGAUUCAGCGUAUCCCCAACGACCGGUUUCCGAUGAACCCAUACGCUUGUACAGCCGAUAUAUGUCGCAGCCGCAUCAACCAAUACGCCACACAGACCGGCCGAGCAUUCUGCUUCACCUACCUCACGCCUGUCGUCGUUGCUACCCAAACGCUGAGGGUUACUGCAGUUGCUACACGAGUCAGCACGUCUAUUCCGAGCACGCGCACCGUCACAGCUACCAACCGGCGUCACUACCAUCGUGAGACGCCAGAUUCUGCCGGCCUCGGUAUCAUCGGCCAUCGCAUCAGCGUGUACGAACAACGCGUCAAGGAUUAGCAGCGCCUGUACGUGCUAUCUUGCUGGGCGAUAAAGUGUCAGGGAAGUGAAAAGCACCUAAGAAGGAAGGGAAGGCAUUGCGUCACGGCAGAGGCUGGGGAUGGCGCAUGGUAGGUAGGUAGGUAAGUAGGGUAGUUUUCAAAAAUGGACAAUCAGUAUCUAAAC